GGUAAGCUUUUAAAUUUAAACCCCCGCUAAAGAGACAGAGCGACACCGUCUCCCUUUCGCGUCCCGCUGUCGAGCACAUGGCGGCCAGACUCCUCCCGUUCCUCCUCCUCCUUUUCCUCCUUCACCAGCCGGCGUUCGCCGCCAAUUUCACCUGCCGCGCACCCGGCGGCGCGGCUCGGUGCCAGUCCCUCGUCGGCUACACCGCCCGUAACGAUACCAACCUCGCGAAGAUCAUGACCCUUUUCCAGAUCCGUUCCUUCCGGUCCCUCCUCGCCGCCAACGGCCUCCCCCUCUUCACCCCGCCGUCCCGCCCCGUCCCCGCUGGCUCCACCCUCCGCAUUCGCCUCUCCUGCUCCUGCUCCGCCGGCCGCGGCGCCUCCGCCCACCGUCCCCUCUACCGGAUCGCCCCCGGCGACGGCCUCGAUUCCAUCGCCCGAAACGUCUUCAACGGACUCAUCUCCUACCAGGAGAUCACCGCCGCCAACAACAUCUCCGACCCUAAUCUGAUCCAAAUAGGGCAGGAGAUCUACAUCCCCUUGCCCUGCAGCUGCGACAAGGUGGAGGGCGAGCCGGUGGUGCACUACGCGCACGUGGUGACCUCCGGCAGUACGGUGUCGGCGAUCGCGGCGGAGUUCGGGGCCAAGGAGGAAACAUUGCUGAAUCUGAACGGGAUUAGCGAUCCCGAAUCCCUCGAGGUUGGCCAAGUUCUCGAUGUUCCUCUCAGAGCGUGUUCUUCAUCGAUUGGCAGCGCCUCAGUGGACAGUGGCCUGCUCGUCUCCAAUGGAACUUACAUUCUCACCGCGAACAACUGUGUCCUCUGCAGCUGCAGCUCCUCUUCGUGGGAGCUGGACUGCCACCCUACCAGAGGGAUCAGUUCAUCAGUUUGCCCAGUAGCAACCUGCGGAAAUCUCUCCCUCGGCAAUUCAUCAUCCAGCACAGCCUGUGAGAGCACAACAUGCAACUAUGCUGGCUACACCAACAGUACCAACUUCGACAUACUCACUAGUCUAACAACUCAAUCAUUGUGCGAUAGUGCAGGAACACCACUGCCACAGCCCAGUGAUGGGUUUUCUCUGCGAGUAGAAGCUCGAUCGUCGUCGAGUUUCUUGCGACUCUCUGUGGCUCUUGCAAUGGUUUUGUUGGGUUGGAGUUCAUGAAAUAAAAGAGAAGAUCCAGGAUGUUGUGGUAUCUCACUGAAGUUGGCUGACAAAUUUAAUGUAGUUCCUUUAUGGUUGUUUAUCUGUUUUUUUUGUUGUUUUCUUUUCUUUUCAACUUAAAAAAGUAGAAUGAUCUUUUGUUUGUUGUAUAUGCUUGUUUGUUUUAGCCCACUAGGUUGAGCCAAGUAUGAUAUGAUGGUGAGUUGAACUAGGUUGGACUAUCAAAUUGGAUUGGGUGACUCAUUUGAUUCAAUAAUGGUUGAUGCAAAUUAACUCUGUAUGAUCAAUGCAUUUUAUUGUUCAAGAGUUAAUUGAUAAAA
Zingiber officinale is the source of this 1477-nucleotide messenger RNA. Its product is annotated as chitin elicitor-binding protein-like. Bases 78 to 1157 code for a protein of 359 amino acids. NCBI's taxonomy places the organism in Eukaryota, Viridiplantae, Streptophyta, Magnoliopsida, Zingiberales, Zingiberaceae. The transcript is spliced from 4 exons. The record is from RefSeq and is a predicted model, not a curated record.